AUGCCCAAAGAUUCAAAGUUAUCAUCAUCAUCCACACUCACUUCAAGACACAUUAAAAAUCCAAGAGUCUUUUUUGAUAUUGCGAUCGGAGAUGAAAAUGUAGGAAGAAUAAUUAUGAAAUUAUAUAAACAUAUUGUUCCGAAGACUGCUGAGAAUUUUAGAUGUCUUUGCACUGGAGAAAAGGGUAUUGGAAAAGAAACUAAAAAGCCUCUUCAUUUCAAAGGAACUCUCUUUCAUAGAGUGGUUCCCGGUUUUAUCAUUCAAGGUGGUGAUUUCUCAGAAUUUAAUGGAACUGGAGGAGAAUCAAUAUAUGGAGGAUAUAUGGAAGACGAAAACUUUAUUUUGAAACAUUCUAGGCCAGGUUUAUUAUCGGCAGCUAAUGCCGGAAAAGAUACUGUUGGAUCACAAUUUUUCAUAACACUCUCCUCUGAUUUAGAUUAUCUUGAUGGAAAGCACGUCGUGUUUGGAAGAGUUAUUGAAGGAAUGGAUAUUGUUAAAAAGAUUGAAAAUGUCAAAAUAUCAGAGGACAAAAACCGACCAUUGGAAGAGGUUAUUAUCAAGAAUUGUGGAGAAUUGAAAUUAAAGAAGCGAGAACCUAAGAAGAAAAAGGAAGCUUCUAAGGAAGAAAGCAGUAACAAAUCGUCGUCGCCACCAAAAUAUCAUUCUAGGGAAUUCAGAUAUGAACCUAGUGAUACAUAUGAACGACGAGACUAUUAUGAUAAUCGAUAUGUUCCCUAUAGGGGUUCAAGAAAUUAUAGAGAUGACAGAUACGUUAAGGGAAGAGGUAGUCGAAAAUAUAAUGAUUAA
This is a messenger RNA of Naegleria lovaniensis, 807 nucleotides long. RefSeq lists its product as uncharacterized. Gene Ontology annotation, molecular function: peptidyl-prolyl cis-trans isomerase activity. Gene Ontology annotation, biological process: protein folding; protein peptidyl-prolyl isomerization. The transcript has a single exon. Bases 1 to 807 code for a protein of 268 amino acids. NCBI's taxonomy places the organism in Eukaryota, Heterolobosea, Eutetramitea, Acrasida, Naegleriidae. The record is from RefSeq and is a predicted model, not a curated record.